GCGUUCAACGUUUGGGACAAGCACCAACAGGGCUACAUCCCCUGGAAACCGGACUUUGCCAGCCUCUGGAGAUCUAUAGGCCAAAACCCGACAGAGGGGGAGAUCCGGCGAAUCAUUGAGGAGAACGACACCGGGACAGGUCACUUUCAGUUGGAGACCUUCCUCAAGCUCUGCGAGUCACGCGAGGAUGCCCUCCGCAAGGAACAACUCAUCGAGGCCUUUAAGACCUUCGACAAGGAUGGCAAAGGCACCAUUACGCUUGCGCAAUUUCGCUAUGUGCUGAUGCAGCUCGGAGAUCCAUUGGAUGAUGAGGAAGCAGACCAGUUUAUUGAAUUCGCGGACAAGAACAAAGAGGGACCCUCUGCCGAAAUCGACUACGAGGACCUCGUGGAGAGGUUGGACACUCGGGACCAAAAGUUCUGA
This is a messenger RNA of Symbiodinium necroappetens, 423 nucleotides long. The record is from the annotation of a GenBank genome assembly. Lineage: Eukaryota; Dinophyceae; Suessiales; Symbiodiniaceae.